GCCUAUUUUGUAUAUACAUUAGUAAUUUCUUCUUUUUUAACUCUUUCUAGUUACUCAUUUGUUGAAUAAAUCGUCUUAAACGUGCUCCCACUAGAGGGGGUAUCAGCAAAACUGCAGUUGCUGGCAACGUCGUCAUCUAUUAGGUUCCCAUUCGCGAACUCCAAAUAAGGUCGAGUGAUAUCGGACGGACAUUAGUCUUUUCCCUCCGAUUUUGUCGCUGUUGACCAUACUAAUAUCUUUUCCCCUCUUUUUUCUUGUUGUUCACACUCUGCCGCUAACACCGCCUCGUCAUCGUCUCACGCUGACGACUGUGUACGACGACAACCGACGAUUGUGGAAUACACGACCACGGUCCACGACGACGACGACAUCCGAUGUGUUCCGGUUUCCUGUUCCGCUCGCGCCACACAAUCUUUCGGCGUUGUGUUCUAUGUUAAUAUUAACAGUGCAAUCUGUUUGCCACCGAUGGUAAACUAAAUAAUAAUAAAACUAUAUUUAUCGAUCUAAUAAAUUAGAAUUGUCGCAAAGUCUAGUUGGCGUUUGGCGGUCUGUCUAAAAAGCCGGCUCUUUUCCUUAGUACCGCGUAUUUAAGUGAUUGCGUGCGUGUUAGUGUCCCUGAGAUAACGCCCAACGAAGAAAACAUUGUCUACAUAUUACAAAUAUAUCAAGAAAAUUAAUUUUUGAUUUGCAUGAGUAACUGAGAUGUCGUUUAAAGUGAGAAGUAGCAAAUUUCGUCACGUUUAUGGUACAGCUUUGAAACGUGAAUAUUGCUAUGACAAUAUUAGAGUAUCAAAAUCUUCAUGGGACUCAACUUUUUGUGCUGUAAACCCAAAGUUUGUUGCUUGCAUUGUGGAAUCUGCUGGUGGUGGAGCUUUUAUUGUUCUACCUUUAAAUAAGACUGGAAGACUAGCAGCUGAUCAACCAGUAGUAGGAGGUCAUAAAGGACCAGUAUUAGAUAUUGCAUGGUGUCCACAUAAUGAUAAUGUAAUUGCUAGUGGUUCUGAAGAUUGUGUUGUGAAGGUUUGGCAAAUUCCAGAUGGAGGAAUUUCACGUACCCUAACUGAGUCUGUUGUGGAUUUAAUAUACCAUCAGCGAAGAGUUGGUUUAGUUUUAUGGCAUCCAACUGCACGAAAUAUUUUAUUAUCAGCGGGAUCUGAUAAUCAAGUAGUCAUUUGGAAUGUUGGAGUUGGAGAGCCUCUCAUUCAUAUUGAUUGCCAUACUGAUAUAGUAUAUAGCGCAUCAUGGAAUUUUGAUGGUUCGCAACUAUUAACUACUUGUAAAGAUAAAAAACUUAGACUGAUAAACCCUAGAAGUGGAGAAGUAGAACAAGAAGUUAUUUGUCAUGAAGGAAGUAAAGCUUCUCGGGGUAUUUUCUUAAAAGGAGGAUUAAUAUUCACUACUGGUUUCAGUAAGCUAUCAGAAAGGCAGUAUUCUCUAAGAUCAUCAGAAAAAUUAGAUGAUCCUAUUGUUAUGGUUGAACUUGACACUAGUAAUGGUGUCAUGUUUCCAUUAUAUGAUUCUGAUACAAAUAUGAUAUAUUUAUGUGGAAAGGGAGACAGUGUGAUAAGAUAUUUUGAAAUCACAGCUGAACACCCAUUUGUGCAUUAUAUUAACACCUUUCAAACACCAGAUCCUCAAAGAGGUAUUGGUAUGAUGCCAAAACGUGGUUGUGAUGUAUCAAUAUGUGAGAUUGCUAAAUUCUAUCGUCUUAACAAUUCUGGACUGUGCCAAGUUAUCAGCAUGACUGUUCCUAGAAAGUCUGAAUUAUUUCAAGAGGAUUUAUAUCCAGAUACAAUUGGAGAUAUUCCAGCCGUUGAAGCAGAAGAUUGGUUCAAUGGUCAAGAUGCUGAUCCAAUAUUGAUAUCACUUAAAGAUUAUCAUCAGCCUACUCGAUUACCCACUGCAUCAGAAAUGAAAGUGGCCAAAAAGCCAAAUAUUUUGGAUAAACCAUCUGCUAAUAAAACUACUCCAAAGGUCAUUUCUAAUAAUUCUCAUGGGGCCACCACAGGAGUAGCUAAACCACAGUUCAAUCAACCUCAACAAUCAAUUCCAGAUGAUAUUGUUAAAGAGUUUAAAGAAGAAAUUCGUAAAUUAAAAGCAAUGAUUGUUAAACAUGAAAAUCGCAUAAGAGCUUUAGAAGCUGCCAGGGCAGAGAUGUCCACAGAAAAAGAUAGGAACUCUGGAGAUGGACCUAUAAAAAACAAUGAUCAUAAUGAUUUUGAGUCCAAAGAAAAUGAUUUAUUAGAUGCAAAUGACGAUGACUAAAUGUAUGGCACAAUAAAUGUUAAAAACAUUUUGUUGGAAGAUUCAAUUGUCAUUUUUGUUCCGUUUACAUAAACUUUACUUAUGACAACUUUUAAUAUAUACAUAUGUUUAUGUGUAAACAUAAUUUUAUUUUUACUAAUUAACAAGCUCAAAGUGGUUUUAAAUCUACUUUUCUCUAGUCUUCAGCGUUGCAUGGUUUUUGUAUAAUUUUUAUUAUUGAUAAUGAUCAAUUAUUAUAUAAGUUCCUCCUUUCCGAUCAGUUUGUUUGCUCUUUUAUAGACCCAAUAUGUUUUUUAUAAACACUAUUUAUUUGCUACACCUUUUUUGUUAAAUAUAUAACAAAAGAUAUUAAUGUUUUACCUAAAUUGUUCUGUGAUUUCUUUACUCAAAAAUAUAAAUUAUUUUUAAAUAAGUUGAUUGGAGGCAUUUAUAAUUAUUCUAUUAAGUUUAAUUUUUACAUUGUUGUAUAAUAUAAUAUUUUUGUAUCAUUUUGUCUAAUUCAAAAGGAAAAAUUAGUUCCUAAAUAAACAAAAUUAUCUUGUCUUCUAAGAAAUAUCAAAGUCUGAUGAAUUGAAUGAAACGUGUGCCUCCAAAAACAUUAAAUUAAAAUAAACUAAAAAUCUCUAGUCUUUUAUUGAAAAUAAUGUAGACAAAUGUAAAAAAAAUAAUUAAUUAAUGUAAUUAUUAUUUUAUAAGUAGCAGUAAUACAAAUAGAUGUAAAUAAAAAUACAUUUAUAAAAGUAUACAACAAUUAUAGUAUGAGGAAAACAAUUUUAAGCUUAUUUAUAUAAUAUUUUGAUGGUAAUGUUUAAUGUAUUGUAAAUACUAUCGCUCUAUAAAAAAUGCUUAUCAUAAGUCAACCAAAUUAAAUUGAAGUCAUAAUUGUAUAAUGCUUCAUAUUAUGAAUGAUUAUUUGAUCUGUUAUGAAUUUCAAAGAAUGAAGUACUUCUGUUUGUAAAUAUAGUUGUAUAACAUAUAGAGAUAAAAAUUAAUUUUGAAAUGAUUAACUUUUCAGUGUUUGAAGUGUUUUUACUGAUUAUAUUUUAAUAAUUUUAUGAACACAUUAUUACUUUGUAAAAACAAUAAAUUAUACUAUAAAGCUUUGUAGAUAUGAUUCUUUUUUAUGCUUGCAAAAUUAUUAAACAAAUAAUUGACUGAAUCCUUUAUAUGAAGACUGUCAUUUGUUUUAAUAAUUUCUUAUACAGUAAACUCCCGAUUAUCCGCGAGCGGAUUAUCCGCGUUGCGGAUUAUCCGCUGUCUUCCACGGAAUCGUCUACAUACCUAUUUGUAAACAAAUAUUUAAUACUAAUACACGUG
Daktulosphaira vitifoliae (grape phylloxera) is the source of this 3582-nucleotide messenger RNA. RefSeq names its product coronin-1C (gene coro). Gene Ontology annotation, biological process: actin filament organization. The record is from RefSeq and is a predicted model, not a curated record. Bases 703 to 2265 code for a protein of 520 amino acids. Lineage: Eukaryota; Metazoa; Arthropoda; Insecta; Hemiptera; Phylloxeridae. Gene Ontology annotation, molecular function: actin filament binding. The transcript has 9 exons.